Messenger RNA from Pneumocystis jirovecii RU7, 594 nucleotides. RefSeq names its product ribosomal protein L19. Lineage: Eukaryota; Fungi; Ascomycota; Pneumocystomycetes; Pneumocystales; Pneumocystaceae. Gene Ontology annotation, cellular component: mitochondrial large ribosomal subunit; ribosome. The coding region runs from base 1 to 594 and encodes 197 amino acids. The record is from RefSeq and is a predicted model, not a curated record. Gene Ontology annotation, molecular function: structural constituent of ribosome. Gene Ontology annotation, biological process: translation. The transcript is spliced from 2 exons.
AUGCUUUUAAUAAGAACAAAUUGUGUUUAUAGUAAUGUUUUUAUAUCUAGAUUUUCAAAAAAAGACAUAAGAAAUACUUUUUUUUGUUUUUCUAGAUUUUAUACUUUAGUUUCAAAAAAAGAUAAGUUAAAAGAGAUUCCUAUUUUUCAAGAAUUGCCACCUCUUUUUAAAGGAAAUGCAUUAGAAAAAGUUCAACAGGCUCAAAUUCAAACAUUAGAUCCUACUCAUGAAAGGACACUUCUUUUUUCGAAAAAAUCACCAUACUCUGUUAAACCAGGUGAUAUUUUGCAAGUAGAGACAUACAAUUCACUUCCAAAUAAGACAAAUGUAUCAACUUUCUCUGGUUAUAUAAUAGCUAUUCGUAGAAAAGGCGUAGACACAAGUUUCCGUCUUCGCAAUCAAAUUAUGAAAACAGGAGUAGAAAUUCAGUUUAAUCUUUAUAGCCCAACAAUUAAAAGUAUAAAAGUAUUGCUAAGAGGGGCAUUGGGAAGAAUUCGUAGGGCAAAAUUAUAUUAUUUAAGACAACCUAAACAUAACCCUGGACCUGUUGAAAAUAUAAUAAAAAACAAAGAAAAACAGAGCAAGUCAUAUUAA